GAUUGAUCUCGACCUUGGUUCUAUCCUCAUUCGCUCUGGGUCACCCUCAGACCAUUUCUGCCUCCGCUCAUCGUGUACGCCCUCCUUUACCCGCAGUACAUCCCAUACAGGGCAGACAGUUCGCGACAAUGUCUCCCAAACGCGCCAGUGCGAGCAGCCCGUCACGGAAGCGCAAGUUGACGAAGGAAGAAGAGGAUAGUCGCGACGAAUACUCUGAUUUGACAGAGGAGGAGUCUCUUCCGGAGGACAUCCCUAGCGAGAAGAAGAAGGUCGAAAAGCCUGCGUCGAAGCGGCGCGCGUCGAAGAAAGCAAAGGUCGAGGAGGACGAGGAAAGCGAAGAGGAAUCCACCUCAAAGAAGGGAAAGAAAACCCAAGUGAGAUCAAAGGCGAAGUCGAAGGCGAAAGCAGACGUGUCUGAGGAGGAGGAGGAGGAGAAGGAGGGAGAGACAACGUCGAACAAACAGCCGACGAACAAGGUUCUUCCGGUACACAUUUCAUUCCCUCCGCGCGCACCUGGCACGAUCCGCAUCGCCUCAUGGAACGUGAGCGGGCUCGCCGCUGCGGAAAAGAAGGGCUUCAGAUACUACCUAGAGGCAGAAGAUCCGGACUUGCUCAUUCUGACCGAGACGAAGGUGGGCAAUGAGCCUGUGAACCCUCUGCUCUCAAAACGGUUCUCGCACCGCUACUGGUCCAUUUCAUCGACCAAGGGCUACGCGGGUACCGCGAUUCUCUCGAAGACCAAGCCCCUCUCUGUCUCGACUGAGCUACCCGGACACCCCGACCCUACCUCGGUAAAAGGCCGCAUCCUCACGCUCGAAUUUGAGACCUGCUACGUGGUCGGAACCUACGUCGUCAAUGCGGGCCGAGGACUCAAGACACUUGACGCCAAGAACGAGUGGAACAAGCACUUUACUGCGUACAUCCGUGCACUUGAUGCGAAGAAGCCGGUCAUUUGGGGCGGCGAUCUGAACGUCGCGCCCACAGAGAAGGAUCUGUCGAACCCAAAGCCGAACUGGAACAAGACUGCAGGCUAUACCGAAGCGGAGACGAGCGCAUUCGCGCGGAUAUUGGAGGGGACAGACGAGGAAGGUGAAGACAGCACGAGCGAGGAGAAGUUCGUCGACAUCUGGCGCGAGCUGCACCCCGACACGCGCCACUACACGUACUUCUCAUAUCGAUUCAAUUGUCGAAUGAAGGGCAUCGGGUGGCGUCUCGACAUGUUCGUGGUGAGUGCACGCCUGGUUGAGAAGGUGCGGCUGUGCGAGAUCCGCAGCGAAAUUUAUGGUGCGAGUGACCACUGCCCGGUGAUCCUCGAGAUUGAGGGCGAGCUUUGAGAAGCUUUGGCCGGCUUGAAGACGUGCGCGAUGAGUUUAUCUGCAUGCAUUUCGGCAUUAUUUUCUGUCUCUGCCUAUCUUGUUUGUUCCUUUCGUCAAAAUCGAUGCUUCGGAGAUUCUCAAUAGCAUUGGAAUACGCUUAGUAUCGUCGCACCGUUGG
This is a messenger RNA of Laetiporus sulphureus 93-53, 1494 nucleotides long. RefSeq lists its product as uncharacterized. The coding region runs from base 129 to 1334 and encodes 401 amino acids. NCBI's taxonomy places the organism in Eukaryota, Fungi, Basidiomycota, Agaricomycetes, Polyporales, Laetiporaceae. The transcript is spliced from 7 exons. Gene Ontology annotation, biological process: base-excision repair. Gene Ontology annotation, molecular function: DNA-(apurinic or apyrimidinic site) endonuclease activity; phosphoric diester hydrolase activity; double-stranded DNA 3'-5' DNA exonuclease activity. Gene Ontology annotation, cellular component: nucleus. The record is from RefSeq and is a predicted model, not a curated record.